Molecule: messenger RNA, 6107 nt
Organism: Spirodela intermedia
Lineage: Eukaryota; Viridiplantae; Streptophyta; Magnoliopsida; Alismatales; Araceae
Source: the annotation of a GenBank genome assembly
AUGGGUUCCAUCGGAGCUCCCGGAUUGUCGCCUCCGUCCACCCAUCACUCGGACCACAGCACGAACGUGUUGCGCUCAAAGAGCCCUAGAUUCCUGGCCGCCCCUCCUCGCCGAUCGUUCCGCCCGUCGAAGAGGGCGGCUGCCCUAGACCGCAGGUCGAACAACUCCCCACUCUGUCGAUGCCGCCUCGGCGGCGGCGCUGGUUCGGACGAGACGCCCCCGAGCGACGGCCGCAAGUGGGACUCCAUGCUCAAGGACGUCGUCAGGACAGCGGUGAGGCGGUGGGACGAGGUCGUGAAAUCUGUGGUGAAUCCUCUGGUGAAGGGUUCGAGCGGCGGAGCUGUGGAGGCUGCGGCGCGGGAGGGGUUGUUGCAGAAGGGGGAGGUGGAAGAGGCGGCGUCAGGAGCAGAGUGGGACUGGGAGCGGUGGAAGCGGCACUUCCAGGAGAUGGAGGAGCAGGCCAACGUCGUCUCAAUUCUCAAGGUCAGCUUCCAACUUCUGAAUCAGUCCACCUCUGAGAAAAAAAACCGCAUUUCUCCAGAAACAUUGCCUCGUUCUUCGUCUGUGGGGACACCUCCCAUGUAUAUAUUCUCUCAUAAUGAAGAAAGAAGAUGGGGAGUAAUGGCGAUGACCCGUAGAUAAGGUUUUCUGAGGAGAAAGGUGAAUCAUAUCGAACUAAUAUAGAUUGAGCUGAGCUGAUACUCUCAGGAGAAUGUUCUCCUCGAUUUUUUAAAAACAAUGUGCCCCUUACGAAAGGUUUUGGGAGAAAGAAGCAGCUGGCGUGCUGCUCCCUCGUUCAAUCAUGACCAUAAUCUUUAGUUAUCAAUGCUGAGAACCAUAGCGGAAGGGAUGCAGGGGAGUUAGCCCGUCCGUAAUGGGUGGGCAGACUAUAUAAUGUCCAUGUCAUGCCGGUAACAGGGCUGUGGGUUCUGUGUGUUAACCCGUCCAAUUUUUUCCCAACCUCAGGAAUGUGAGACUGCGAUCAUCUGAAAACCCACUUCUCCUAUGAUUUGCAGACCUUUUGGAGACUUGAUUAUGUGUGUGUGUGUGUGUGUGUGUGUGUGUGUGUGUGAGAGAGAGAGAGAGAGAGAGAGGCAGGGAGACCUGAUUUCACUUUCCCUGCUGCACCUUUCUUAAAGGAAAAUCCUGUGAAGCAUAUAUUAUUGCAGGAGACCUAUCUGAUGAAGUCAACUUGGUUUGGAAUCAUCCAAUUCUGCAAAUUAUGGUUUGAUCUGAGUAAAUUCUGGAUCAUAAUCCGGUCUGUAGUGUUAUGAACGUAUGUGUGUUCUGAAUUAGGAAAUCAUUAUGUUUCAUUUGUCAAAUGUGCCUUCAGGUUUGGGGACGGAUUGAUAUGUUCUAGGAUUGAAAAUAUUCCUAUAAAGAUGAGAACUUGCGUAUAUUAAUAAAAAGGAAAACUUGGGUGGUUUUGUACCUACAGAAAACGGACAUGGAUAAAACUAUUACCUUCUUUUUCAAUGAUCUUUUUGAGAACAUACUAUAAUUAAAAAAAUUAUAAAGAUCGUUUCAGAACCCUCUAGUUUCCUCUUCCCAUUGUUGGUUAGCUUUAGAAGCUGCCGCAAGGAACCACCUUCGGUACUGCGGCAGGAAAAGGUAAGAAUUUUCUGUAGAUGAAUACAAAGUCCCACAUGUGAUUAAUAUUUUGUAUUUUUUAGUUUCCUUGCUUUUCCAUGAUUACUCAUUUGCCAUAAGAUCGUUCCUUCUAUGGGAGAAAUUUAAAGCAUUCAUGACGUCCAUGCCCUUACAUAUCAACUCGAGAUGUAUGCUUUACAUUGAUAGACAAUUGAGACGUUUGCUCCUCUUUUAUUUUUUUCUCACAGUCAAAUUUAUCAGAAGCUGUUGGCAAAGAGGACUAUGAAGACGCUGCCAAGCUCAAGAUAGCAAUUGCAGCAGCAACAGCAAAUGAUACUGUGGGGAGAGCAAUUUCUCUUCUUGAGGUGCCUUUUCUGCCAGUGCACUUUAUUUUCCUUUUUGGUUUUCUCUGUGAACCCUAUGUCAGUCUGUUUCCAUCUCUUCUUUCAGAAAGCUUUGGAGGAAGAAAGAUACCAGGAUGCGACAUUCAUUCGUGAUCAUGCUGGUACAGGAUUGGUUAGUAUCUCUUAGAGUUUUUGCCUUUUUAUUUUUAAAGUCUUCCUUUUGGACGUUUAGUUAUCCUGCUAUUAGAUUACUGGGCCGGUUGCAGUUAAAGAUAACCAGUGGUUUUAAGCAUGAACUAGUAAUGAUCAUGCAGACACUUCUUUUUUUAAUCUGGCUUUUUUUUUUUAGAAAACCACACAUUGUUAAGGCUUUUUGAUGCCUGCACGAAUUAUUGUUGACAGAGAUAUUACAGCCUUUCUGUUAGUAAGGAAAGUACAUACUCCACUGUUUAUGUUCUGAAAGAUUUAAGGCGUGUGAUUUUUUAAUGUUUGGACAUCCUACAGGUUGGAUGGUGGACUGGAACGUCAGAUGAUUCGGCGGAUCCAUUUGGACGAAUUAUACGUAUAACUGCAGAGCAUGGGAAAUAUGUUGCUAGAAGUUUUAGUUCCAGGUCUCAUUCUGGCCUCUUGUUUGCGCAGAUUCUUAGUAUUUGAAACAUAAUUGGUGGUUCAUAAAAAAGCUGUUGAUUUUUUUGUAUUCUUAGACUAGGCAGCUAUGCAUGUGUAUUUUUAGGUGUUCAUAAACAGUAUUGAGAACAUAAUAUUCCAAGAGAGUUCUUGGGAUCAAACCAGAAAUGGCAAAAUCAAUCUUGAAUGAUGAUAUAUGUUAAUAGGUCAGUCCUGAAUGGUUCAGCUUGAACAAGAACUUUUCAAAAUAGCGUUUUCUUUCACUAAGCCACCAGGCAUCUGUGUCUGAGAUCACUUUGCGGAGCAAUAACAUGCAGUCUAAGCUACUGCUUUGGCAAGUGCAUCUCUUCCUCUAUGUUUCAAGACUUGGAACACUAUAACAUCUGCUUGCACUAAGAGUGAGAGGGAGGUAAAGGGUCUCAAAUCAUUGACCAAGGUUGAGAUGACCAUAAUGGAAUUUAUUAAAAUAAGCUUUAGAGAAUUUUUUUGAUGCUGACCUAUGUUAAGAUAUGAGCACUAUAUGCUCUUAAAAUGGGGAACACUAUCGAAAUAUCCAUGUGAGCAGCUAUUGCACCAUUUGUUUUUGUCAUAUACCUUCGUUACUAAAGUUUCCACAUUUGGAUUUAAAAUGUCACAUAUUUGUUUACAUUGCACAGCUAAGGUAGCCUUGCACCCCUAAUUAUAAUCAUUAAGCUGUUGACAGGCAUCUCCUGUCUAAGUUUCUUUAUGUGAGUUUUUUUUUUAUUAUUUACUCAUAUUUUGCUUAUGGAAGAAAAGUGUUCAUUCGGCUCACGAGUCUAUUUCUUUACAUCUGCAGGCAGCUGGCCAAUGCUAGGUCAGGUUUUCCACUUUUUGAGAUAUAUAUUACAAUGGGCGAUGAUGGGGAAUACAAGCAGCAGGUAUGUCCUAUUAAAGAGCGCCACAUAUUUCUGUUCAUAAUAGGCUAUGUCAGUAUGCAUCGCUAUGCUUGGAUCAUGAGAAACUUAAGAAAAGUUGAGAAAUUGAUUCACGAAUUUAAAUGCGUAAAAGUUGGAGAAAAAUCUUCCGUCAUUUUGACUCUUGCAUGCGAAUUCGACUAUGCUCGACUGAUCAAUACUAGAAAUACUGUGUACUUCGCCGCAGCCAAUCAUUUGGACUUCUGCUUUCUAGAAACCGCACCGAAAUAAGUUCAUCCGCUUGGUUGAGGUUCUCAUUUUUUCGGGCCUUUAUUUAUUUAUUUUUUAUUAUUCAACUAUCCAGCGAGAUUCAAUAACUGGUGCAUUUUUUUCCAUCGUCUUACUUCAUUUGGGUAGAAUAUCCGAUAUAAUAUUUGAUGUUUGCAGUCUUCGUAUUGUCUAAACUUUGGAGUAUUAAUUGCAUUGCAGGCCGUCUACUUGAAGAGGAAAGGUGCUCUUCCGAACGAGUUUCCCAGAAUGAUCACCAGGCCUCCAGGCAUCGGCUUGAACACUCCAGACGGCCCUACUGAAGAACAAAGCGAUUUUUCUGUGGAGAGUGCUGAGAUCAUAGAAGAAAAUGAAGAUAGAGAUGAUGACUCUGAUAUGGCUGAGGGGCUCCCAGGUAUUCAGAAUAUUCUGGACGAUAUGAUUCCCAGUGUCAAGGUCAAGGUCCUGAAGGUAGUCUCACCGAGCAAAGUUGACCGAGAUCUGAUCUCCAAAGUUAUUGAACAGAUCAUUGAGGACGAAGAUGAUGAAGCGGAUUCUGAGCUAGAAGAUGUGGAAUCGGACGAUGAACUGAAGACUGAGAGCGACAUUGAGGAGAUUGACAUAGAUGAUGGGGAUAUAACCAACGACGAUACUCCAGAAGACGGCGAGAUGUCCCUGAAAUUCGUGAUUGGAGGAACAAUGCAGAGGAUGCCUGGUUCGAUGCCUCCUAAUGAGCUGAUUCGUGUGCCUGCCCAGCUAGAAAAAAAAGGGCGUUUAUCCUUUCUAUUCUCGGUAAAGUCAGAUGAUGGGCAGCGGGAACCACCCUCUAGGAAGGGCCAUCCUUUGCCGGAGAAGUCCUCAUCUCAUGCUUCUAGGCGUAGCCCCGAUCUCAUCAUAGCUGAUCUGGCUAAGGCCUUGGUCAACCGGGAGAAGAUUUCCUUGAAGGUUCGUUUCCUCAUUUCAUCUCCUCCCUUCUCCCCUCUGCCCUCUCUCUCUCUCUCUCUCUCUCUCUCUCUCUCUCUCUCUAUGACAGUUCUUCUAUGUUUCUUGAUGCAAUCAGGGGGCAAAGGCCAUAAAUAAAUACCUGUUUUUUUAUUUUUUAUUUUGUUCUUCGCAGAUGCUUAAAGAUGUCGGGGAAUUAAUCAGCCUCACGGUUAACCAGGACCGUAACCACCACAUGGUCAACGGAAGGAUACUUUUCCAUCGUAUAGAGAUACCUUCGACAUCAGAUCCUCUCAGUGGUGGGUUGACCUCCUAUGCACCCUUCAUCUGGUUUAAUGUUUUUCUUGUACCAUGAUAAUGCUUUUAAAUGCCUCCCAAGGUCAACUGUCAAUCUAAGCGAAGUGGCUCUGGAUGGCAGGUCUAUACGUCAGUGCACAGGGGAUGCUCCACACGGAAGUCCUGCAAUUGAGACGCAAAUUCGGUCAAUGGGAAGAUGAUGGCGUCGUCACCACAAAGUCAGCGGGUUUACGAUUUUAUGAGUACGUUGAAGCCUUAAAGCUGACAGGGGAUCCUUCCGUUCCUGCUGGUCAGGUAUACCUUCCGUUUAUAUUCGUCACGUUCUUCCCCAUUUCCUCAUUCUGCACUCUGCCCAGCUGCAUUCAUGCUGCUUGCUCUCCAUAUCUUUCCCCUUUUUCCACUUGGGUUUUUGCUCCGAUCUCAUGUUCGGGGAAACUGGUGAAAAAAAAAUCAGGUUUUUGGAGUUGACUGUAGCUCCCCUUGGUUGGCUUUCUUUUCAUGUCAGUGGGCAAAAACCUCCGCGUCGUUGACUCCAUGAACAGAAUUGGGUCAAGAACAGUCCAUGAUCCUCCUACCCAGCCUGUUCCGAAAACCCCAUCCGAUCGAGAAGAGUCUGUCAGAUUCACGCUUGUCGUGUUUUUCUAAGAACCCGCUCUCGAUUUUUCAAAGUAAAUAAAGAAAGAAAUAAAUUUCAGGUGGCAUUCCGGGCAAAGAUCGGCAAGCAGUACCAGCUGCCUCACAAGGGGAUCAUACCCGAAGAAUUCGGAAUGGUAACUUCCUCUGGAGUGAUAACCUGCUCUUGCCCGUAGCCCUGUUUUGUGUUCCCUGAGCCAUUCACAGAGCUCUUCGUGAUCCUUCAGAUCGCUCGGUACAAGGGGCAGGGAAGGCUCGCCGACCCAGGCUUCAAGAACCCUCGGUGGGUAGAUGGGGAGCUCGUCAUCCUCGAUGGAAAGGUUUCUGCCCUCUUCUCUUGCAGAAACCUUUUUGAUGUGUACUAAAACUGGGUUAGAUUCUUUCCUUUGACUGCAAUGUUUCCUCAUCUGACUAUGGAUCGCGCGUUGACUACAUGCAGUACAUCAGGGGAGGUCCAGUGAUCGGCUUCGUCUACUGGGCGCCUGAAUACCAUUACCUGGUGUUCUUCAACCGUCUGAGGCUCCAGAGUUAG